This is a messenger RNA of Anneissia japonica, 4629 nucleotides long. RefSeq names its product flocculation protein FLO11-like. The transcript is spliced from 9 exons. The record is from RefSeq and is a predicted model, not a curated record. NCBI's taxonomy places the organism in Eukaryota, Metazoa, Echinodermata, Crinoidea, Comatulida, Comatulidae. Bases 382 to 4629 code for a protein of 1415 amino acids. Gene Ontology annotation, molecular function: calcium ion binding.
GAAAGUGCUCCAAUCAGAGCGAUAGUUGGGAACACUGGUUUGCUUGAUCUGGUGCCUACUUUAAAUAGGGCUAUACUACAGGAACGUUCUACAGGAAAUGCCCCUCUUGGGAACUGUAAAAAUAUCAUAACUUGUAAAUUGAUUCAUAUCACUGCAGUGUAACCAAAGGAUCGCUUUACUCUUACUAAACAGUGCUAUAGAGGACGGAGAACGGCUCUUUCUCGAUUGAGUGCAUAUGAACGUGAUGUCGUUAAACUAUGAAGGACAAGAAGUAUGAUCGAUCGGUGUUUUAACUACAGCCCACUUACCUGAACCAUACCUCCAUGCCUGAACCUUCUGUCUUAUCGAAAUCAACGUAUAAAAUACGCCCAUUUUUUUAUUAUGGAAUUAACUAUGUUUAUUGGAAUUAUAUUCACUGUGUAUAGCUUUCAACUCAUCAACGGACUGGCAACGGCUGAAACAGUCAGCAAAACUGUCACGUCGAAAAAUGUAAUAACAUCGGACAAUGGUGAUACUUUUAAGUCAGUGGUUACAAGUCAAACUGAAGAAACCACUGCAGAUAGCGCGCCUACAGAACACUACACAAACUCAAUUGUAACAACUCUAGCAACCACUUCUAAUAACUUUAGGUCAAAUGUGCAGACACAAGAAUACAAUUCUGAAAGAACCAAUAUUGUAGUAGAAAGUACAUCUAAAGAAAACUCAAUUGGGUCUUCAAUAUCAUCUCUCGCAAAUAUAUCCCAAAACCCGUCGGUAACUGGAAAGUCUAAAUUAAACCAAACCAAGGAAAAUGAAACUCAAACACACAUUACGACUGUGAACAUGUCUACAGGAAACACGGUUUUGUCAACAGUAAUUGAGGGGACAGAUAGCCGCCAAACAAUAGGAACUACUGCAACAUUAGAAACGAAUGCAUUAUCUACUACAGGGUCAAACAUAGGUCAAAGCAAAUCAGAUAAAUUAGCAUCAGAAACAUCAUCUACAGAAAGCUCCAUCAUAUCAACAUUAAUGACAUCCCAGGAUUUAUUAGUAACAGAAAAUGAAACUCGAAUGCACAUUACAACAGAGAACACAUCUACAGGAUACACGGUUUUGUCAACAGUAAUUGAGGAGACAGAUACCAGCCAAACAAGAACUACUUUAGCAGUAGAAACGAAUUCAUUGCCUACUACAGAGUCAGACAUAAGUCAAUCCAAAGCAAACACUCUAGCGUCAGAAACAGCAUCUACAGAAAGCUCCAUCAUAUCAACAUUAAUGACAUCCCAGGAAUUAUUGGUAACGGAAAAUGAAACUCAAAUACACAUUGCAACAGAGAACAUGUCUACAGGAAACACGGUUUUGUCAACAGUAAUUGAGGAGACAGAUAACAGCCAAACAAUAGGAACUACUGCAGCAUUACAAACGAAUGCAUUAUCUACUACAGAGUCAAACAUAAGUCAAAGCAAAUCAGAUAAAUUAGCAUCAGAGACAUCAUCUACAGAAAGCUCCAUCAUAUCAACAUUAAUGACAUCCCAGGAAUUAUUAGUAACGGAAAAUGAAACUCAAAUACACAUUACAACAGAAAACAUGUCUACAGGAAACACGGUUUUGUCAACAGUAAUCGAGGAGACAGAUAAAAGCCAAACAUUAGGAACUACUGCAAUAUUAGAAACGAAUGCAUUAUCUACUACAGAGUCAGACAUAAGUCAAUCCAAAGCAAACACUCUAGCGUCAGAAGCUGCAUCUACAGAAAGCUCCAUCAUAUCAACAUUAAUGACAUCCCAGGAAUUAUUGGUAACGGAAAAUGGAACUCAAAUACACAUUACAACAGAGAACACAUCUACUGGAAACACGGUUUUGUCAACAGUAAUUGAGGAGACAGAUAACAGCCAAACAAUAGGAACUACUGUAGCAUUAGAAACGAAUGCAUUAUCUACUACAGAGUCAAACAUAAGUCAAAGGAAAUCAGAUAAGUCAGCAUCAGAGACAUCAUCUACAGAAAGCUCCAUCAUAUCAACAUUAAUGACAUCCCAGGAAUUAUUAGUAACGGAAAAUGAAACUCAAAUACACAUUACAACAGAGAACAUGUCUACAGGAAACACGGUUUUGUCAACAGUAAUCGAGGAGACAAAUAAAAGCCAAACAUUAGGAACUACUGCAGUAUUUGAAACGAAUUCAUUAUCUACUACAGGGUCAAACAUAAGUCAAAGCAAAUCAGAUAAAUUAGCAUCAGAAACAUCAUCUACAGAAAGCUCCAUCAUAUCAACAUUAAUGACAUCCCAGGAAUUAUUAGUAACGGAAAAUGAAACUCAAACACACAUUACAACAGAGAACAUGUCUACAGGAAACACGGUUUUGUCAACAGUAAUUGAGGAGACAAAUAACAGCCAAACAAAAACUACUUUAUCACAAGAAACGAAUUCAUUAUCUACUAAAGAAUCAGACAUAAGUCAAUCCAAAGCAUACACUUUAGCAUUAGAAGCAUUAUCUACAGAAAGCCCCAUCAUAUCAACAUUAAUUACAUCCCAGGAAUUACUAGUAACGGAAAAUGAAACUCAAACACACAUUACAACCGAGAAUACAUCAACAGGAAACAAUAUUAUUUUGUCAACAGCAUCAUUUCUAAUACCAACAGCUUUUGAAAAUGUAACAAAGCAGAAAAACGAAAGCAAUAAUGAGGAAACUACUUUUAUUGAUGAGUUAAAGUCAACACGAAACCCUACUACGGAAAUAAGUUUGUCCCAUAAAACCACACCCAAUGGUUCAACAGAAAGAGUAACUGCUAUAAUAGAUAUUACACCCACUGACUCAUCAACAAUAACUACAACAACACCGGAUUUUUCAGUAGUUUUGUCAACAGAAUAUCAGCAGAAAGAAACCACUAUGAUCACUGGUGAGAAUAAUGUAGAUAGUACAAUGAUUCCGCCAUCAAUAUUAACAUCAAUAUCCAAAGGUUCUACCGUUGAAACCACCCUUCUUGUGGCAAAUAAAUCAUCAAUUCCUACAACAAAAGCAAAGUAUACAUCUGAACACGAACGCGACGCUACGACAAUUCCUCUGUCAACUUGGGAGCACACAUCAAUGCCUUUUCAAGAAUAUACAGUUACAAACAUAAAUGUAAUGACAUCGGAUGUUACUUCAGAAAUACCUGAUGUUUUUACUUGGGUAUCGAUGGAUACUAAACAAACAGAUGAAAUUGAAGCGACGUCACAAAACCCAACUAUUCAAGAGAUUACUCGGACCGAUUACACAUAUAGCCCAACAGAACAGUCUUUUGACACUAGUAUGAGUUCAAUACAUCUGUCUUCUAUCAAGCCUAAUGGUGAUCAAACAGUCUUUACAACAAUGACAUUGCAGCACAACAGGUUAUCCACUUAUCAGACAACUCAAGAACAACCAAAAGAGGUACUCUGCAGCAAGACUUGCAUAAAUGGAAGGUGCAAGUGGCAGGAUGAGGUGCAAAUAUGUGUAUGCAAUGAUGGCUACAUUUUAGACAGCAAACAAAAUGACGUAUGUGAAGAUUUCAAUGAAUGUACAAGUAAUGUAUGUACCGGUGACGGAGAACUUUGCAAGAACCUUCCAGGCUCGUACCAAUGCACUUGUAGAGCAGGUUGGGAGCAACAGAACAGUAAUUGCAUCCGUGCCGAUUACUGGAAGGGAUCGUUUCGAGCCACAAAUUGGAAAAAUGGCUCACUUCUAAGCUACAAAUUCGUUGAAAAUCCUGAAAGUGACUCGUAUAAGGAAAUAUAUGAUAUGUUCAAUAAACUGUUGACAACCAUAUAUGAAUCGGACUCAGACUUCAUCCGUGUUGAGAUUGUUGGCUUCAUUAACGGCAGCAUUAUUGUAAAUUACAAAUUGAUAUUCGGAGCUGAUAGUAAGCUGUCCGAAGAGACCCUGAAAACAACAUUAGAAGAAGGCUUAUCAUCCCAGACUGACUUUAAUGUAGAUACAGAUUCCAUCCAGUAUUCAGAUGUUGAAGAAUGCAGUAGCGUUGAUAAAAAUGAUUGUUCUGCGAACGCUAUCUGUAUUGAAAAUUUGGGUAGCUUUACUUGUGAGUGUCGUGGUGGUUACGAAGAUGAAUCUAGAUCCGACUAUGGUCCUGGCAGAGAGUGCACGGUGGUAUGCAAUUGCGAAAAUGGUGGAAACUGUACUCACCGUGGAACACCCGAUUCAGUUGCCUGCAGUUGUUUGGAUGGUUACAGUGGAGAUCGUUGUGAAAUCAAGAAAAAUUGGAUUACUGAUAAUGUCAUCAUUAUUUACUUUUGUGCAGCUAUAUCCCUGAUUAUCCUUCUCUUUUGUUGCUGGUACAUCUGUAGAGAGCGCUCAAAAAAUCAAAAUCCAAGUGUGGUUCUUACUGGUCAAAGUUUUCUCUCGGAUCCAUUUGAAGGCGAACGAAAUGACUCAUUCCAUAGAUGGCACCCGUACCUACAGGAAGAGAAGGACAAUCCGAUAUACAAGGAUUCACCUCCAGAGACUCUCACAAAAGCCCCCUCUGUAGAAUCUGACAAUGAUGCCCGAAUGCAGCACUUAGUGAAAAUAAUGAAAGAAGAUAAAUAUAAAAAAUGGGAUAAUCAAUAUGCUAAUGUUGGGUUCAAUAAUUUGGGACAACGGGCAUUUGCCAAACAAGCGCGUAUUUUGACCUUGUUCUGA